AUGGUUCGCUUUACUCCGUUGGCAGCUCUAGCUUUAGUGCCUCUUGCUCAAGCAAGAUCCGACUGGCUGUAUGCACGAGACACCAUUGCGCAGUGCCCCCCAUGCACUGUGGAAGGCGAGGCUCAAGAAUGCUCUCAUAUAGUGACAGUUACCGAACCAGCUGGUCCCUACGAGACCGUCACUGUCUCCGAUCCCAAAGGCUCUUAUCACACAGUCACGUUCACAGAGUAUGGUGAGCCUGGCAAGACUAUCACCAUCACUCAGAACUACCAGGAGCCUGUGACCAGGGUUGUAUACGUCAGCCAGGGUGAAACUCUCGAUCCCCCCAAGCAGACCGUCACCGUCACUGCUCCCGGCAAGGUUGUUACCGUCACAAAAACAGAGACUAGCGAACAUGUUGUCACCAAACAGGUGAAGGUGUAUCCCGACCCCGGAAACUCGAACGGCAAUGGAUACAACCCCGGUCCCAAGACAGUAACCAUCAGUAACGGACAUCCCGCCCCCAGCGCUGACUCUCCCGGCUACGAUGGAGCAGUUGUCACCAGGAUUGUCGGGGAUGGUGAUAACGUGAAAUACCCCAACGACGCUCACACUGUCACUGUCAUCGACGAUGGCAAGGUCAAGACUUUAACCUACACGGACGGUCACUACAACUAUGUCAUCACCAAGACCACCCACGAAGAUGGCAAAUACCACACAGUCAUCGUCAAGCCGGAGCCGACCGUCAGCACCAUCACUAAUGAUAACGAUGACUACGUUACCACUAUUGUCGAAACUCCUCAUACAUACACCUUGACCGCUCCUAUCCGUUAUGAAUCGCCCAGCUCGACUGACGAUGAUUGCGAGACUAUCACCAGAACUGCAACCUACACAGGCCAGCCUGAAGUUGAAAUCAUCGUCUACGAUCCUGAGUCCGGCGAUUCCACCUGCACGAAGGAAGACGGUCAGCCCUGUCGCCCCGACUACGAGAACGACAAGACCGGCUAUGAUGACGAUGGCAAGGACCAGGAGGGCGAUGACAGCAAGGGUCAACAUGAAGUUCCUGCUUACACCAAGGUUCAGAGCGGCAGCGACGGCUACAACUCAAACGUUCCCGUCUACACCAAGAUACGCACUUACGGCAAUGGUGAUACCUACACUGAAGUCCACGGUGCUGACCCAACAGGAUGCGAAUCGUUUGCUGUCUCCACCAGCAUAGCAACCGUUUACAACACCGUGGUGGUGACUGUUGAGCCUUCAAGUACCCUAGCUGCCGAUGGUCGAGUGCCAAAGAAGGCUCGCUCACCUCUUUCUGUUCGGUGGUGA
Fusarium pseudograminearum CS3096 is the source of this 1305-nucleotide messenger RNA. RefSeq lists its product as uncharacterized. The record is from RefSeq and is a predicted model, not a curated record. The transcript has a single exon. The coding region runs from base 1 to 1305 and encodes 434 amino acids. Lineage: Eukaryota; Fungi; Ascomycota; Sordariomycetes; Hypocreales; Nectriaceae.